CCUCUUCCUCCACUGACUGCGCUGAACUUCGCUGUCGGCCACGUAGCUGGCUCUCGAACGUUAACUGCAGCCACGAUAGCUGGCUAACCGGAGAAGAAGCACUCCAGGAAGGAUUACAUGGACACGGAGCUGCUUAGCCUGCCGUGUAUUCACUACUAAUACCACUUUAACUCGUUUAAUGUGUGUUAGCUGGUUAGCAUAACUGCCGAGUGAAAACAAUAGAGCGACCCUCUGCGCACAGCUCAAACUUCUCACCUAGCGAGUGAUUGCAUCAUGGAGUCCAAUGACUCAGAGCCCGAGUCUGUUCAGAGCCAAGCGAUGGAGACAGACCUCAGUCCCCCGGCCGAAGAGGACGAAGAUGUCACGGAGGAUCUCAAAGGUUGCAGUGUUGUGCUGAACCGUCUUCAGGAGGACGACAAGGCUGAUACUAUCGAUUUUGAGGAGAAAGAAGACAUGAACCGUAAAGGUGGAAAACCUGUCUCUCGAAUUCCUACCUACCAUAAACGACCUCCUGGAGCAAGCCAGGCCUCGGAGCUGCCUGUUCUUAAAAAGGAAACCCCUGUCCAUGCAGCUCAGCCUCAUGAGAAAGCUGGAUUUGAAAGGACAGAGGCUUCAAAGGCCAAUCCACUGGAUGUCAGAGAAAGGGCACUACCCCUGCCAUCAGUCCGAGUCCCCAAAAUUGGCCUUGAAGCCCACUCUCCAUUGACCAGUGGUGAACAAGUUGCUGGGACAGCUCACAGAUCCACAAUUACUACACCCAAGAGCUGGGCUUUGUCUGGGUCCAUUCAUACCCCUCUCUUGAUUGCAAGCCCCAGGCCUGCAAUCAGACCAGAGCAAGGGUCAGAGCAGAAUUUACCAGAGGAAGACAACAGCAAAACCUCAGAAGAAGAAUUUGACAACCCACCAGAUGUCCCUGUAAGUCAGCUUUUACACCAGGGCUUCCUCAGCCCAAAGUUACAAGAUGACCCGGCAGAGGAAUGUGAUGUUGUGUAUGAAGAGGGGAUUACAGUCACUGCCUCUGAAGACACCACAACAUCUGAGUAUUCAGAUAGUGCUCUCACAGCUGAGGUCAGCCAAGUGGAUUAUAUAAUUGAUGAAGAGCCUCCCUGGGAAAAGGAGCCCAUGAACAAACUUGAGUCCCAGGCCAGUAGAUCCUCAUCAGAUGCCAAAACAGAGCAGGUUUUGACACAUGAAAAGUCUGAGCUCAACAGUUCAGAGGAGGUGAAGGAACAACCUGAACCACAGAUAGUCCAGUCGGAGUUUUCAAAACUUGAAAAGAAAAUUGGAUCCAACUCUCCUGUGGCCGCAGAGACGCCUGAAGCUAAAGUCUCAUCAACAAAGUCACCAAAGAGCUCUGGACGCUCCUGUUUCAUCCACUUCUUCCUGCCCACCACCCUGCUGCUUCUGGGAGGGUUCGGUGCGCACGUUUGGCACUACGGGCUUCCCACGUCCAUGGCCCAUCUUACGGCUCAGAUGGAGCUGCACUGGCUGGAGGGCUUUGGAUUGUUCCCCAAGCCUUGCAGCACUGAUUGUCGAGUGCAUCUGGUGGAGAGCAUCCCGGAUGGUCUGUACCUGUCUUCCCCCUCGUCCAGACAGAGCAUCGCAGACAGCUGGAUGCACCUGCUGCACAGGUCCAACAGCUCGGUCCACAUCGCUGCUUUCUACUUCACACUACGAGGCAACGAUUCAGAGUCCGCCGGCUCUACUGACUCUCAGGGACGGAGGGUGUUUGACCACUUGAAACAUCUUCAGUCUAAAGGUGUCAAACUCCAGAUUGCUGUCAACGGCCCCCAGACAUCAACCCGAGACACAUCAGAGCUGACUGCAGCAGGGGCAGAAGUCAGAGAAGUGGACCUCAAAGCUGUGACUGGAGGCAUCGUCCACACAAAGCUGUGGGUCGUGGAUCAAACGCACUUCUACCUGGGCAGUGCCAACAUGGACUGGCGCUCUCUCAGUGAGGUGAAGGAGGUGGGUCUGUUAGUGGAGGAUUGUAGCUGCCUGGCUCAGGAUGCGUUACGAAUCUUUGGCGUGUACUGGAGCAUUGGUGCUGUGCCCAGUCGAUCCCUGCCCCCGUACUGGCCUGCGCGCCUCUCCGCCCUGUCCAGCGCCCAGAAUCCUCUGCAUCUGAAGUUCAAUGGAGUACCUGCUCAAGUCUACCUGUCUAGUGCCCCUCCACAAAUCUCAGCCCGUGGCCGCUCGGACGAUCUCGCCACCAUCUUGUCUGUCAUCAGGGAUGCCCAGAAGUUUGUUUACAUCUCCGUCAUGGACUACCUUCCUCUCUCUCAGUUCACAGAACCAAUCAGGUACUGGCCCGCCAUCGACACAGCUCUGCGUGGUGCAGCCUGCACCAGAGGGGUACAGGUCAGACUCAUGAUCAGCUGCUGGGAACACUCGCCCGCCUCCAUGUUCAUCUUCCUGCAGUCCCUGCUGGUGCUCAACAAACCACCACUGAAAUGUGACAUUGACAUAAAAAUCUUCACAGUGCCUUCAACAGCGGAGCAGAAGGCCAUCCCCUUCGCUCGAGUCAAUCACGCCAAGUUCAUGGUCACAGACAGAGUAGUCUAUAUAGGGACGUCCAACUGGUCAGAGAACUACUUCAGUCAAACUGCUGGUGUGGGUCUGGUUGUGAACCAGACGGGCUCAGUGGUUGGGAAGGCCCAGCAGACGCUGCAGAGCCAAGCAGAGGAGCUCUUCCUCAGAGACUGGAGGUCUCCGUACGCCAGCACGCUCUCUGUCGACAGCGUGGACGUCUGCCCUCAUGGCCGACACUGACGGUUUGCUGUUCAACAAUGUUGAGAAUUAAGAUGAGCAUCUCGCUUGUUCCUGUUUCUUGGGCUGUAAAUAACUAUUCUGAUAGUCGAAUACUCUAUUGAUUAUUAAAUGAUUAAUCGACUUAUAGGAUUAUGAAUGACACGUGCUGAUACUAAAAAUAAAUUAAAAAUCAGGUAUCCAUUCUUUCUGUUAACAAAAGGACAAGGAAAGUAUCAGCAAUAAAAACAUCAACAAACGAAACUUCAGUCUUCUCUGGACUGCAUAAUUGUGAUUAAAAAAAGACCUUGGUCAGGCAAUAGGAUAACAUCACGCUUUUAAAACUCAUUAAAAAAUAGUUAAACCAAAUUUUUGGAAUGGAUUCUGGAAUCCUGCACACAGGUAUAUACGUUUAUAUAGCAAGCUAGAUAACAGGCUAUCUUAGCGAAUCUAUGUCACGCUGUCUAACGUGCCUCCUCUUCAAAUGCUCGUGUCCUGCUUCCAUGGAGAGCAGGUCCGCCUUACAAAUACAGCAGGUAGAUUUUUUCAGGAAGCGAGAUGGCUCACACCUCAGCUACUUCCAGCACCUCCGUUAAAACCAAGUUUAGUUCAGCUGCACGGCACAAAAAAACAAGCGCUAUGACGUAACCAAUGAAUCAUCAAUGAUUUCAUUCGUCGGCGACUAUUUAAUAGUCAAUACGUCGAUAAAUCGCUGCACCCUUACCUGUCACUUGAAUUUUAUUUUGCUUGUGCAGAAAUCAGCUGGCUGUACUGUGUGAACAUACAUGUUGUUCAUGUUGUGGCUGUUUCCUGACUUGCUUGCCUCUCUGUAUAUAUUUGCAAUUCUAUAUUUAGUUUCAGAACAUGCUAUUUUUGUAUUCUCUGUAAGCUUGACAAUUUUUUUUUAUCUGAGCUGCGGCGCGGGGGAACUGGCUCUGUGCAAUUUAUUUCUAUGCCUGGAGCAUUUUGUAUGUUUUCCUUUUAAAAUGUUGGUGCCCAGCUUUAACACUCUCAUGCAGGAAAUUAAACAUUUCAAGAGGUGCAUACACCAUAGCCAUGUUUAAUCUGCUGAAGCCAUUUGUUCCUUAACGUUAGUCCAACAGUACAACCAUAUUGUAAAUAGUGGCAAUCUUAUAUUUCAGACUGAUAACUGGCUCCCAAACAAAUCUAAUUUGAGCGUUAGCCACUGCAGGCAGAAAUGGACUUGUGCUUUGUUUGUUAUUGAAAUCAUGUGGAUUUGAAAGAAUCAUUCAUUCAGUUGGAAUCUGUUUUACUGUAAUGAUAAUUGCUGUGUUGCUUCUUUUGUUCACGUUUGCUGGAAGUUUAUAGUUUGUAGAAAUCAAACCGGCUCCUCAGCAAGUGAUCUUUGAAAGCAUCUUGAUGCACUAUGAAUGGGACUCUUGAUGAAGUCCAACAUUCUCCUUGACAAACCACAUUUAAACUCACUGCAUCCAGGUUUCUUUCAAAAAGAUCCGUAAGUUAUUCUCAGAGAAAAUCAAGGAAAAUGUUGAAGAAAGAGAAAAGUAAUUCCUGGCUCUGCACCUAAAUUGAAUCAGUUUGUUUCUGAGCCGCACCACAUCCUUUCAUAUCACAUCCUUUCACCAAGUUUUUGUGUAAUUCUGUUUAAAAACAAAGAAACAACAAACGGGCAGUAGUGAAAAAACAUGACAUCCUUGGCGAAGGUGAUAAAAUCUGCCCAGCUGGACAUCUUUGACAGCUUCAUCGACGACAAAAUAAACAAGAUGUUUAUUUAUUGAAGGGACAGUCAGGAUUUGUAUAAGGGAUGCUUGACCAAAAUUGUAUCAACCUCUCCUGGUAUCUAGCUGUUACAUUUAUUUUAUUUUCAUUGUGAACUUCAGAUACUGGUCUGACUCCACUGAUGACAAUGGUGAAUGGGAUUCUAUUUUUAUUUUUAUUUUGAAAUGCUGUAUGCAGAUAAAGCUCCCAAUGACAAAGCUAGCAUGCUACGUGUGUUAAGCGAACAUAAUGCUUGUUUAAUGUUAGCAUGCUAACAUUUGGUAGCUGGCAAAGUACAUCGGAGGCUGCUGGUAAUUUGAAAAACUGAUUGUUUUCAAUGUGCUUUUUCCAGUAAAGGGAACAGUUUCAUCAUUAAACAUUCUUCAAGUGAAA
Messenger RNA from Platichthys flesus (European flounder), 4878 nucleotides. It is a transcript of the gene pld7, whose product is annotated as phospholipase D family, member 7. NCBI's taxonomy places the organism in Eukaryota, Metazoa, Chordata, Actinopteri, Pleuronectiformes, Pleuronectidae. The coding region runs from base 274 to 2772 and encodes 832 amino acids. The transcript is spliced from 12 exons. The record is from RefSeq and is a predicted model, not a curated record. Gene Ontology annotation, molecular function: catalytic activity.